Messenger RNA from Megalobrama amblycephala (Wuchang bream), 2969 nucleotides. RefSeq lists its product as uncharacterized. NCBI's taxonomy places the organism in Eukaryota, Metazoa, Chordata, Actinopteri, Cypriniformes, Xenocyprididae. The transcript is spliced from 6 exons. Bases 902 to 1888 code for a protein of 328 amino acids. The record is from RefSeq and is a predicted model, not a curated record.
ACAGGAAGCCUAUGGCACAGAACUCCCCUCCAAACUGUAUAUAUGUGAUCAUAUCAUUGUGAGUAAGCUGAAAAAAAGGGCUAAUCAUCAUUAUAGAUGAAAUGUGUUUUAUAAUGAUGACGAAGUGUUUGUCUGCUCUACCCUACGGGAGAACGCAGCAGGAGGCCGUAAAAAGCACACUGUAGAUUAAUGCUUCCCUACUGCUGACAGAUCCUCCAUGGCCCACUGAGCAGCUGCUUGUGGCUGCUUUAAAGCCUGAAGCUUAAUGUUUCACCUCUAAGCCGGAUUUAAACAAUGCAAGGAGACCUCACCCCCUAAAGGAGCAUAUAACUCCUGUCAUCUCACUAAUGACGCUUACACUAGCUACGUGCUAAGUCUAUGCGCUGACAAAUGUCUGUAUUUUGAAGGAGUUUCUUAGAACUGGAAAGUGAUUAUGAAGCAGUUGUUGAUUUAGAGUGGAUGAAAAGCUUUUUGAUGAAUGCUCAUUUUGUGGCCGGGUAACCAACUUCAAAAGUUGAGUGAGUCUGCCUCUUUUACUGUAGUAUAUAAUGUUAUGCAAAUAACAUAAAAUAAUCUGAAUUAUUUUGAGGCUUUGUUCGCUUCUGUUCUGAAAGUAAUGACCCAUUUACAGAUCAUUUCAGAGAAAGAGGUUGUUCUCAACUCUGUGUGAGGUUCUGGGACACAACCACCCAAUCAGCAGCGAGGAACUUUGUUGUCUUUGAUUUUGACCGGUCUGUUAGGGUGGUCAUGGUAAUGUUCUAACUUGCAGUGCUCUGGAUUGUCGUCAGUGUGAGGCAGUGGCCAGCCUUUCCACUGAGCGGUCUUGUUGAAAUUCUGCAUUCCCAUGGGUAAAUAAGAAUCAGGAUGGGCUUUUCUGGCAAAGGCCUUCCCAUAGCUGGGAAUGGAGAAUGGCCCUCCAACAAAAUCAGGAAACACAGAAGCCAGUCCCCUUUUCGUGAUGUUUCACCUGUACCAUCAUAUUUCUCAGAACCGGUCUCAUUCCUGCAACAUGGGGGGCCCACUCAGGGAUGAAGAUGACGACGACGAUGAUGUGCGGAGUCACAAGAGCUUGCCAGCGGUGAUGACUAAAUUAACCCUCCAACCCAGAGACAAGAAGUCACACAGACAUUAUAAGAGUCUUUUCAUAUCUGGUUUACCCCCUCUCGUAAGCACCAGGUGCAGUUUGAUUGUGAAAGGCACUGGAUGCAAAACUGUCUCCAAACUCCCACCAAUCACCAAAUCCAGAAAGGAAAUAGACCCCCCGAGACCACCUUGUAGGUCUGGAUGCAGGCCGGACAAAACGGAAUUCAUUUCAGCUAAACCUGCUCAUGCAAUGAUACAUCCAAAAAUUGUACCUGUUGGGCAGACAUCUCUGUCUAUCAAGGUGCACACUGUUCGAGAAAAUGGGCCCUGCUUGCUUCCUGCCAAAGCCUCUGGAGUGUCCCCGAGAUCUCGACUUACUUUCCAAAGUCCUGUAGUGCAGGCAGUGUACCCUAUCAGUCCUGACACCAUGCAACAGAUGAGGCAGACUGACAGAGCGUGCCAGCCCCUGAGGUCUGUGCUGAAAAAAGCACCAAAUGGGGGAGUGUUUGACUGCCCACUGGCGGCCCACCUGCUGGAGCCAUUUUCUGAGUUUCAGGAGCAUUUGUGCCGCCAGAUUCUACACUCUCCACUGCCUUAUCGUGCAGCUCUGCCACAGCUCCACAUUCCUUGUCACCAGGACAAGGUAGAUCUUCUGCCUGCACGUAGAGGCCCAUACGGUUCCCUGAUGGAACGUACCGUGGAGCUCUGCAACUCCCAAGGACAGAAGCUUCCCAAAAUCACCAUGACCUGCCCAACACCUUCUCCGAAACACCUGUGUCGCACAGAGAUGAGGCAUGCAGCUUGAAAGACAAACCAAGAUGGCUGCAGAGUGAACUAACAUGCUUAAAUGGAACUCAAAGUUAUUAUUGCUCUGUGCACAAAGGAUCACAGAAAGUUCACAAAUUCAUUUUGUUCACAUUGAGACAAUAAAGCCAAAACAGAGACAUUUGAAGAAUCUCUUGGCACUUUUCCUGAUUGCUCAAUGAUUACUGGACUCUUGGUCAUAACCCUCUCCUGUGCAAAGCUCAAAGCUCAAAUUAUUGCUAUCACACCAAUCACCUUUCAUUUUUUUUUUUUUCCAUGGAAGCCCUAAGGAUCAUUAAAUCCUGUCAGAACUGGAUCCUGGGGGCUGCACUGUUGCAGAGGUACAGGAAAUGCCUCUUAGGAGCUUUAUAAAGUCAUGCCAUACAUUUUCCUGGGUGUUAAGAUCCCUGGAGGUAUGAAUCAUAAGUCUGUCUUACUGAGGAGGAAUGUAAUCAUUUUUCUUCUCCCCACUUUUCAUGGCCUUUCUUUUCUUUUUAAAAUCAAUACAAUUUUCUCAGUUGAGCUGAAUCUACAGUGAGAUAAGGGGCCGGGGGCAAUUUUUACAUUUUCCAUCAUAGCCUACUACAGAUGUAUCUACCAUCUUUUGGUAUAAAAAUGAGUAUUUGUGUGUAUGUGUACAUGUGUAUUUACUAAAAGUAACUGUACCAUUAAAAGACCUAUGAGAAAGACUGUAAUAUGGAACCUAUUAGAAAAAGUCACUUAUUAUAGCAGUAGUUGGGAAUAAUUACUACACUUACCAUCCUUUAUUAACAUCCUUCGGUACUGGUAUCAAAUUCAUAUGGUAAUCUGUCAGAAAUGUGUUUUAAAGCAAAAGUGGUACCUACAUUAUAAUAUGAAGUUAAAUUCUGAUAGUCAGGAAAUUCAAACUUUAAAGGGUUAGUUCACCCAGAAAUGAAAAUUAUGUGAUUAAUUACUCACCCUCAUGUCGUUCCAAACCCGUAAGACUUUCCAUAAGAUCUUUCUGAUGAAAUAUGAGGAGUUUUUUUUUGUAGGUUAAGCUUCUGUUUAUGUCUGCUGAUCAAUGUUUAAAUGUGAAUAAAAUCCUAGAUUCAAUCUUUUCA